Molecule: messenger RNA, 4921 nt
Organism: Malania oleifera
Lineage: Eukaryota; Viridiplantae; Streptophyta; Magnoliopsida; Santalales; Ximeniaceae
Exons: 3
Coding region: 468-4391 (1307 amino acids)
Source: RefSeq, a predicted model, not a curated record
UGGGACUGAACCCACCAUCACACUCGAGGAGGAGAGCGGGAAAAAUGAAAAAAAAAAAAGCAACAAAAGCUCUCUCUCUCUCUCUCUCUCUCUCUCUUUCCCUCCCUCUUCCGCAUCUGAUAUCGAUUGAUGGUUGAACUCUCAUGUGAGUGAUCUUCCCUUCUUCUGCACAACGAGUUAGACUCCGGAAUCUCCCUGCUUCUCUCUCCACCUUUCUCUGUCUAGCUAGCUAGCUAGCUAGCUAUAGCUACCUAAGCUAUCGCCCUACCUACUUUCUCUUUCAUCCCAUUUCCGACGGUUGAAAGCCCGGCAUCCGCUCCACUUCGACUCCAUGGUCUUCACCAUGAGCAACUUACUAACUUACUAGUUACUACUCUCUCUCUCUCUCUCUCUCUCUCUCUCUCUCUCUCUCUCUCUCUCUCGUUUUUCUUCAAAUUUUCACCUGCUACGCAGAGAAGCUAAUAAGUAUGGCGGUGUCGUUCGAAGGGUUCUCGAUAAGGGAGUAUGCGUCGAUGAUGAGGAGGGUCGACGUGGAGAAAAGCUGGCCGUUCAGCGGCGGAGAUUCUCAUCAUGAUCACGAUCUAAACCCCGAACUCAUGGAGCCUUUCCUUCCUCCGAUCACCGUCCCUAAGUUCCGGUGGUGGGCCUACGAGCUUGAGCUCGUGAAAUCGAACCAAGUUGCCGUUGAGAACCCCAAAAUUCAAGCUGGAAACGAAGAGCGACCACAAGUAGAACUGGCAGAGAACAAAACCAGCUUCGACUCCAAACCGCUCGAACCCGAUUCGGUCUCGCCGGAGGGUGGUUUGGGUCCAGACGGUGAGAAAUUGGAGAUGGUUUGCCCAGUGUGCCGGGUUUUUGUGGCGGCGACGGUGAACGCGGUAAACGCUCACAUGGAUAGCUGCCUCGUUCACGCGUCAAGGGUGGAGCGGCGGCAGAUGAAGACGGCGGCGAGGGCCAAGCCGAGGGCGCCUAAGAAAAGAUCCAUUGUUGAGAUUUUUGCCGUCGCGCCGCAGAUCGAGAUGGCGGGGAAUGAUGAUGAGCCUGAGGAUGAGGAUGAUGCUGAUGAUGAUGGAAGUUGCGCUGGUUUAGAAGAUCACGGGUUUGAUUACUCUUCAAAGGUUGGGAGUGUGACGAAUGUUGCAUCAAACAGUAAGGAAACUUUCGAGAAGAGAAGAAGCAGAUUGAAAGCUGAUAGUACGGCUGCGAUUAUUUGCAAGAUCAAGAGGGAUAAGUUGCAGAAGCUCGAGAACAAGAGUAAGAAUGGUGAAAGAGAGGGGUCUACUCGUGACAGAAAGGAGAAUAACAUGAUUAUGCAGCAAAAUUCACGCCAUUUUGCCAGAAAAUUGAGUGGCUCAAUAUGUAAUAAGAAGUUGGCGGACAUCUUGGAUGCUGUUUCUCUCCCUAAAACGAAACCAAGUGUGAAUGCGCAAAAGAAGCACCUGAGCCGAACUUCUAAAUUGAGUGCAAAGCACCAGAAACCAGUAUUUCCUGUCCGUGGCAUUCUCAAGAAUCACAUAAAAGUUAGUUCUGGGCAGAAACCGUCCUCUAUAUGCAAGAGACAGUGUCCUAAUCGAACAAAUCUUUGUGGUGCCCAGCAAGGUGAAAGGCAUGUCAGGUUUUCAGGUAAGGAUGACAUACUUGGACCAAGGGUGAAACAAUUUUCUUCCAUUGACUGUCCUAAAGGUGUUUACAAUAUAUUUUCUGAUGCCAUUUCUACUUCAUCCAUUAAGGACACAAAAACAGUGAGUAAUAAUGAGUUGUCUGGAAUAGAGGUGAAUGGAAGUGAUGAAGAUAUAUCUGCUACCACAGAAAAUGAAACUGAGAUUCGAUCAAUAGUUGAAGAGAAACAGUUGCCUGUCAAUGAUCAUGUUGAUACGGCACAUUUUCUGAAGCCCCAUAUUAGUCUUCAAGAAAAAGUGGAUCACUAUCCAAAUGAAUCUAUAUCCCCAAGUCAGGUGAUACCACUUGGUGACAAUUUGCAUAUAUUUGGCAAUGAAACUGCAACACAUAACUGUUCCUAUACUAAAUGCAACCCAACUGGAUCACACAACCCCUCAUACACUGGCAUUCCUAGAGUCCCUUCUUUUCCAAAAGUGGGGUAUAAUCCUGAUGCAGUUACUCGAAUAGCUGGCAAUGUUUGCAGAACUUCUAAUGGCAGUGGAACGUUCAUAAAGUGUUUUGGAGAUUCAACCUCUAAUGUUGCUCCAGUGAGUUCAAUGACAAAUAUGAAGGCACUUCCACAGCUUUCAUCAUCAUGUUUUGCCACAAGUCCAAAUGCAAAUGAGAGUCUUCCUCUUCUAUCACAACUCAAUGCAGAAACAUAUAAUGUCCAUGCUUUGCAGCAGCAACCAUUUUGUUAUCCAUAUCGAAAGGAAUUAACGGGUAGCUUAUGUUCCUUUCCAGAGUGGAACCAAAGAGCAGUUAUGUUCGGAGAAAGGUGCAUGGGUGGGGAUUUUUUUGGUUUACCUAUUAAUUCACAAGGUGAACUAAUCCAGUUGAACUCAAGUGGAAAAGAUGGGUUUAAUGAGCUGAAGAAGCCCGGCACUCUAACAGUUUCUUCAAGUAGCUUGCCAUUGUUAAAUCAUGGCUUACUAAAAGAUGCUGGAGAUUGUUCUAAUGUGACAGAGAAGCAUUGUGCUGAGAGAGCAUUUCCAAAAGAUCAGUUUGGAUUCCUUCCUUUGCAGUACUAUAUGAAAGAGAACCCCAAUUUAAAUGUUCCAUCUAGGUUACGUAUUUCUGAUUUGCAAAGUACAGGAGGAAAAAAUUCUCAUUGGCUACAUUCCUGUAGUAGAAACCACAAGUCUUCUUACCCCUUGGAUCCAGAACAAGAUAUGUCGAACAUCUCUUGCUCUGAGUGCAGACAAUAUGACCAAGUUCAAAACAAAAGAGAAAAUGCAAUGAUUCAUCUGCAGGAGCAUUCAAACCAGAUUUUUGAGCUUGCCACCCAACCAACAAUGCGGCUUAUGGGUAAAGAUGUUACAAUUGGUGGAGGUAACAAAGGCUUGCAUGGAUUUGAGGAUGGAAAAGUUUGGACUGAUAAGGAAAUCAUAACAGAGCAUAAUCCUAACAGUAUUGUACUCGACAACUCCUCAGUGAAGAUACAUUUUCAGCAGGACAGGGUUUUGCAUCCAGCAUUGGGAAAACCAAAUGAGAAUGUAGCUUACUUGUCAGAUAUUCAAAGCAAUCAGGCCUCCAAGAGCAUUCUACAGAUGAAAGCUCCAGAGUCUAGGCUCUCUCAACCAUAUGUCAAAUGGCAAACUAGUGGAGUGUCCACAAAUGAUCAUUGCACUUUUAGCGGAAAUAUCAAUUCCAGUUCACACCCUUUUGCGCAUCCACCUGCUCCCCAUGCACUGUUCAAUAGGCCACCUAAUAUCCAACAAACCCUUAUUUCUACUCCUGAAUCUUUUAAAGUUGGAUCUUGUGUACCUGUUUCAGUAUCUAAUCCUUUCAAUAUCUGUCAGCAUGUGCAAUUGAAUUCUGCUGAAUUCUGCAGGAAGAGUUUACCAGCUGCAAAUACAAAGUCUGCCUUCGAGUUUCCUUUCUCUCAUCCAGAAUGUAGGGAACAUAUCCUACCAUCCUCGUUUCAAAGCUCCUUCAAGAACCUCCCACCAUGGUUGUUACAUGCUACACAGCAGAAAGAAACAGCAAUGACUUCUCACCCAUAUUUUCACGAGGCAGGCAAAUUUCAUUCCUAUAGUGUUCCCAGAACUAACUUAGUCAACAUUCCUACAGUUCAUCAUUCAUCAGCAGUCUCUUAUCCUUAUAAUUCCAUGACUUCUCAUACUUCCUUGCAAAGUUCACUUGGUCCUGCAUCCUUGGCUCACCCUCCCUUGAUUCCAGCCCGUCCUGGAUCUACACCAACUGCUGCAAUCAGUAUGAGCCAUAAGAAUAGAACUAAGGCUAAAGACAAAAUGAAGUCAAUACCUUUCUAUGUUUAUCCUGAUUGUAGCAAGAAAAACAAAAAGAGGCGUGCAGCUAAAGUGGAUGAUUCAACAAAGCCUAUUAAGAUUCCUGACUUAAAAAUGAGAGAACUUUCUUGUGCCGUUACAGUGUUACAGGCUGCAGGAAACAUUAGUGAUGAGGUGCAAUGUAAUACUGGAGCAUUUGAAUUUGAUUUGAACAGAGAUAAAGCUGGCAAUGUAGAAUGCAUUCCAAACAAGACUCAACAGGAAGCGCUCAGAAGUUCAUUUGGAAUUGAUUCUUUCAAACUGGAUGGUGUGACUAGACCAGGUCCCAUCAAAUUAAGUGCAGGAGCAAAGCACAUCCUGAAACCCAGUCAAAAUAUGGAUAACUCCAGACCAACCCAUUCAACCAUCCCUUUUGCUGCAAUGACUGAUUCAACCGGUGUUCCAGAAUCUCAGAAGAAAUCAGCAAAGAUAUACAAGUUUUAGGAGUAUGUCCAACUAUUCUGAGUCAUUGAUCUUGUGUUUAGCCACUGCUGGAUCAUUUGCAUUACACUUUGUGAACAGGAAUGCUUCCUAGUCCUAGAUACAAGACCCUUUGUCUUGCUAUACUUAAAACUGCUGAGUUCAAAUUUUAUCAAUUCCAGGCCCUUUUGAGAUUCUGGUACCAUCUGAAACCUGUGGAACUCCGUGAUCACAGCCUACAUUCAAACCAUCAAUAGCAGGUUGGAAUAUGCUUUCUGUUCUGUUUAUUUAAACAGAUAUUCUCUUCUAAUAUGAUGUCCUAGAAGUAUCUUCUGUGCAUGCCUCUUUACUUCUCAUUCGUAGCAUCAAGUUGUUUGCAACUACAUUUUCCAUUUUUUUACUGGUAGCAUUAUGUUGUUUGUGACUACAAUUUCUUUGUGCUGAAUUUUUUGGUCAGAUGAUUAUAUUGCUUUUGUUUCCGUGCACCUUAAGAAACAAGUAUAUUCUUAUUUCUUAACAAGAUAUAGUUACUUUUGUUACGCAACAUUUUUAAA